CCUCCCCGGGGACGCGAGUAGAAAAGCCGCCGCCGGCGCCCGCCCCCCUCACUCGGUUACUUCCAGCGACUCUUCGCUUGUCGGGAGAAGUAACGUCCCCGCCCGCUCGCUACCUGCGCCCGCCCGCCCCGCAGCAUGGAAAUCUGUUCUAAGGUGCAGGAAAUCUGACCAGAGAUUAGUUCGCUAACUACAGAUCCAAAACUUACUCCUUCAUGAACCCAGACAUUCAGAGGCCAUGCUGUGACUCAAAAGAUCUCCUGAAGCACUGACGGUAUGCUACUGGAGAUUGGACCAAAGGCCCUGAUAUCAUGAUCUAUAGACAUUGAAGAUGGAUGCUGCCCUUUUAAUACAGCGAGAGGAGAUCCUUGUUCCAAAGGGCAUGGUCUGACCCAGAGCAAUGAGCGUGAGUGUAUCUCUAUCCACGUCGGCCAGGCUGGUGUCCAGAUCGGCAAUGCCUGCUGGGAGCUCUACUGCCUGGAACAUGGGAUCCAGCCUGAUGGCCAGAUGCCCAGUGACAAGACCAUUGGUGGAGGAGACGACUCCUUCAACACCUUCUUCAGUGAGACGGGCGCUGGGAAGCACGUCCCCAGAGCCGUCUUUGUGGACUUGGAGCCAACGGUCAUAGAUGAAGUGCGCACUGGGACCUACCGCCAGCUCUUCCAUCCCGAGCAGCUCAUCACCGGCAAGGAAGAUGCUGCCAACAACUAUGCCCGUGGGCACUACACCAUUGGGAAAGAAAUCAUCGACCUGGUUCUCGACAGGAUCCGCAAGCUGGCCGACCAGUGCACAGGUCUCCAGGGCUUCCUGGUCUUCCACAGCUUUGGAGGUGGCACUGGUUCUGGGUUCACCUCCCUGCUGAUGGAGCGUCUGUCCGUUGACUAUGGCAAGAAGUCCAAGCUGGAGUUCUCCAUCUACCCUGCUCCUCAGGUCUCCACCGCAGUGGUGGAGCCCUACAACUCCAUCCUGACCACCCACACCACCCUGGAGCACUCGGACUGUGCCUUCAUGGUAGACAACGAGGCCAUCUAUGACAUCUGCCGCAGGAACCUGGACAUCGAGCGCCCCACCUACACCAACCUCAACCGCCUUAUUAGCCAGAUCGUGUCCUCCAUCACCGCCUCCCUCCGAUUUGAUGGUGCCCUGAAUGUAGAUCUGACAGAGUUCCAGACCAACUUGGUGCCCUAUCCCCGUAUCCAUUUCCCUCUGGCCACCUAUGCCCCGGUCAUCUCUGCUGAGAAAGCUUACCAUGAGCAGCUUUCUGUAGCAGAGAUCACAAACGCUUGCUUUGAGCCAGCCAACCAGAUGGUGAAAUGUGACCCUCGCCACGGGAAAUACAUGGCCUGCUGCCUGUUGUACCGUGGGGACGUGGUUCCCAAAGACGUCAAUGCUGCUAUUGCCACCAUCAAAACCAAGCGCAGCAUCCAGUUUGUGGACUGGUGCCCAACUGGCUUCAAGGUUGGUAUCAACUACCAGCCUCCCACUGUGGUUCCUGGCGGCGACCUGGCCAAAGUGCAGCGGGCCGUGUGCAUGCUGAGCAACACCACAGCCAUAGCUGAGGCCUGGGCUCGUCUGGACCACAAGUUUGACCUGAUGUAUGCCAAGCGUGCCUUUGUUCACUGGUACGUAGGGGAGGGGAUGGAGGAAGGCGAGUUCUCGGAGGCGAGGGAGGACAUGGCUGCCCUAGAGAAGGAUUACGAAGAGGUUGGUGUGGAUUCUGUUGAAGGGGAGGGUGAAGAGGAAGGGGAGGAAUAGAUUAACCCUCUUAAAUCCCUGCAGCAUGUCCUGUGUCCACAAAACUUCAUCUUAAAACACUUUGCUUACUUGUUAACUAGGGAAGGGCUGGAUGGUACCACAAUGGUAUGAAGGAGCCUUUAAGGAGUACAGCAAUCUGACUAGUUCCCACUGUUUCAGAAUUUGAUCAUGUCAGUUUUCCAUUUGUCUUUGUAAACAUAUCAUGUCUGAAAUAAAAAAAGGCUUUAAAAAAACAA
This is a messenger RNA of Mauremys reevesii (Reeves's turtle), 1988 nucleotides long. RefSeq names its product tubulin alpha 1b (gene TUBA1B). Gene Ontology annotation, molecular function: GTP binding; structural constituent of cytoskeleton. Gene Ontology annotation, biological process: microtubule cytoskeleton organization; mitotic cell cycle. The transcript has 6 exons. Bases 505 to 1752 code for a protein of 415 amino acids. Lineage: Eukaryota; Metazoa; Chordata; Testudines; Geoemydidae. Gene Ontology annotation, cellular component: microtubule; cytoplasm. The record is from RefSeq and is a predicted model, not a curated record.